AUGAUCUGGUUGAAGAAGGCAAAGACUCUGUUGGAGUGGGUAAUGCACUCAGGCAACUUUCACAGUUUCGACAGAAACCUGGAAAAGAUGACUGUUGUUUCUGCUGCCGCUGGGAAAGUGAUUUGUGAAAUGAAAGUAGAAGAGCAGCAUGCCAAUAAAAUAGGCACCCUCCACGGCGGCCUGACAGCCACCUUAGUGGAUGUCGUGUCAUCGCUUGCUCUGCUGUGCACAGAAAGAGGUAUAAGCGGAGUCAGUGUUGAUAUGAACAUAACGUACCUAUCACCUGCUAAAAUAGGAGAUGACAUACUGAUUACAGCACAUGUUUUGAAGGAAGGAAGAUCACUAUCAUUUGCUUCUGUGGAUCUGACUAACAAGGCCACGGGAAAAUUAAUAGCACAAGGCAGACAUACCAAACACAUGGGAGACACACCAUGUGAAGCCAACAAGAAGUAG
This is a messenger RNA of Rangifer tarandus platyrhynchus (Svalbard reindeer), 453 nucleotides long. Lineage: Eukaryota; Metazoa; Chordata; Mammalia; Artiodactyla; Cervidae. The record is from the annotation of a GenBank genome assembly.